UUCAUAUUUUACAUCUGUCAACACCGUGUCGCGGAAGAAUAUUAUCCACUUCCGAUAUUUCGUUAUUGUGUAAUACCAUUAUCUUUACAGCAUCGUUGUACACAAAGUUGAGGUGGAAAUAAAUCCGCGAUGAUUAUUGCCUACUUUUUCUUGCCAAACACUACUCGGUGAACUUGAGUGUCCGUGCUUUUUCAUCUAUAAUAAUGAGCAAUAAAAAGGUUGAAGCAAAGUAACAAAGUUGAAACCCGCGUGUAUCGCUCACUCGGGUAGAAUGCGCGAUUCGUUGUGACCUCGCGUAGGUGGAUGUCUUGAGCCCGCGUGCCUCGUCCCCACUAAUUCUAAAACCGCGACACGACCAAGACGAAUUAUUUUUCCGCGAUACUCCGCUCCCCUUCCUCCACGUGGCAAUCGGUUAUAUCGGCUCGGCUUUGACUCGGAUUACGAUUAUACCCAACUCUCGUAAGUCUCUAUGUUACACACGUUGUACCGCAAGAGCCGCGUUGUUGAACCUUGACUGCUUUUUCCCAAAUUUUUUCACGAUGCAAACGUGCUGCCAGGGUCGCGGUAUAAAAAUUUAACGCGCAACAGAUCGGUGGUGGGGCUUCGCCGGCAACCCCUGAUUCGUGAUUUCUGUCGAGCCUUUCGAAACUCGAUAUAUAUUCAAGCCCUCGAACGACUUCGAUCCCAGUUACGCCUCUGGAGACAUUCGGUAAUGAGUUUUAAACGUGGUUGUUUCCUUGGUUAUUUUCCACCUCUAACGAACUUGGCACUUGUCUAAUCAAGCUUUUCAAACGCUGUCGGAAGUUAUUUUUACAAAGCUAUCAGCACGUCGCCCGCAGCGAGAAUCGAACGAACCGGCGAUCGGCGAGCCAAAAGACGGAAAUCCAUAAAUACUUACCAAAUAUCACGGGGGGCAGCCUCAGCCUGAAGUUGAGAAAAUGAUCCGCAGACACUUCACGCCCAAUGGCGAGAUGUACAAAGUGAGUCGCAGGAAGACUUGUGCCAACGUCUCGGCCCAAGCGCAUCACGUGUCUCGAGCGAAACGUGGCCAGGCACUUGGAGCAGUCCGAGGUUUCCGAGGAUGCACGGUGUGGUUGACCGGUCUUUCCGGGGCGGGAAAAACCUCGAUAGCAUUCCAAGUGGAGGCCUUCCUGGUCUCUUACGGAAUCCCCGCGUACGGUUUGGACGGCGACAACGUUCGUACGGGGCUGAACAAGAACCUCGGGUUCAGCAAGGAGGACCGGGAAGAGAACAUCCGGAGAGUCGCCGAGGUGGCGAAGCUCUUCGCCGAUAGCGGGGUGAUAAGCCUCUGCAGUUUCGUAUCGCCCUUUGAAGAGGAUCGGCAGAUGGCCAGGCAGAUACACAAGGACUCCGAUUUGCCGUUCUUCGAAAUCUUCGUCGACACGCCUUUCAAGGUUUGCGAAGCCCGCGACGUCAAGGGCUUGUACAAGAAGGCGCGACAGGGCGCGAUCAAGGGAUUUACCGGCAUAGAUCAGAGCUACGAGCGCCCUUCCAACCCCGACCUCGUCGUUACUACGGAGAAUCUCACCGUCGAGGAAUCCACGGCCAUGGUGGUUGAGUUCCUGGAAAAACAGGGCAUCAUUCCGACGCUACCAAAAGCCGGGGUUGGCGUACGUGAAUUAUUCGUACCGGAAGCCAGGAUCGCCAACGCCAAAGCGGAAGCGGAAACACUACAGAGUAUUAAUAUCACCGAACUCGAUCUCCAGUGGCUUCAAGUGCUGGCCGAAGGAUGGGCCGCUCCGCUCACCGGUUUCAUGAGGGAAAAUCAGUAUCUGCAGGCUCAACAUUUCAAUUGCCUCGUCGAAGAGGGAUCGGAGAUAAAUCAGUCGGUGCCGAUCGUUUUGCCGGUCAGUACAGCCGACAAAGAUCGGCUCGAAGGUACGUCGGCAUUGUCAUUGAGGUACGAAGGAAGGACGGUGGCGAUUCUCCGUAAACCAGAGUUCUACUAUCACCGAAAAGAGGAGAGAUGCAGCAGGCAGUUCGGUACGAAUAAUCGGGAUCAUCCGUACAUUAAAAUGAUCCAUGAAUCGGGCGACUGGCUGGUCGGAGGAGACAUCGAGGCUUUGGAACGAAUUAAGUGGAACGACGGCCUCGACGAAUACAGACUGACGCCGAAUGAGAUACGGAUCAAGUGUCGGGAAAUGGGAGCCGAUGCUGUUUUCGCUUUUCAAUUGCGAAACCCCAUUCAUAACGGGCACGCGCUUCUCAUGCAGGAUACCAAAAGACGCCUCCUGGAGGAGAGAGGGUUCAAGAAACCGGUUCUAUUACUCCAUCCUCUGGGAGGCUGGACGAAGGAUGACGACGUUCCUUUACCCGUCAGGAUGCGUCAACACAAAGCUGUUCUCGACGAGGGUGUCCUCGAUCCCAAAGCUACGCUUCUGGCCAUUUUCCCUAGUCCAAUGAUGUACGCUGGACCAACCGAGGUGCAGUGGCAUGCUAAGUCGCGGAUGACAACGGGGGCAAACUUUUACAUAGUGGGCAGAGACCCGGCCGGAAUGCCGCAUCCUGACAAAUCUGCGACACCGGACGGAAAUCUCUACGAUGCCACGCACGGCGCUCGUGUACUCUCCAUGGCACCGGGAUUGCAGAGUUUGGAAAUCAUUCCAUUCAGAGUUGCCGCCUAUGACACUGUGAACAAGAAAAUGGCGUUCUUUGACCCAGCACGGAAACAGGACUUCGACUUCAUAUCGGGAACCAGAAUGCGGGGUUUAGCGAAAUCUGGCGAGAAUCCUCCAGAUGGAUUCAUGGCACCGUCAGCAUGGAAGAUCCUUGCGGACUACUAUAAAAGUCUGAACAAGAAAUGAUCAUAAUUUUGCUGACGCACAGGUAGCCUGUAGAAAAUUUCUUGUAAUACCAAUGCAGGGAAAACGAUAUGCGAAGAAAAAUAUCCUGCACGUGCUACAAUAUUAGUCGAUAUAUGAACCGCAUUUUAAAAAGUUUAAUAGCGCAAUUAAUAGAUCAAUUUCAAGUUAUAAAGAUUAUUUUAGAAACACACUCGCAUAUACACAUGUAUAUGUAAAUAUACAAUGACACCUUAUACCGUAUAGCGUAUACAACGCAGAACCAUUCCCUUGUUUGCAUCAUGUUUUUUUUCUACUUUUACAAUAACAUGCCACUACAUGUGUGUGUACACAGAUGUACUUUUAUCGACAGUUUUGAAAAAUAUCUGUUCAAUCGUGUUUUAUUUCUGAAAGCAUAUUACACAGAUUAUCAAUUGAUAUAGUUAUAUUUUAUACAUAAAUAUAUAUAUAUGUAUAUAUAUAUAUUUUAUGAAUUUAUACACUAUAGCUUAUAAUGUAUAUUAGUCAGGUAUUUUAUAUUUACAGUUAUUAGGUACCCUGGUUACUUAAUUCUACGUUGUGCGCUGAAACUCCAUAGAAUGUGACCCUGGUAAAGUAUUAUUCAGAGUGGAGGGGGACGCUAAUUAUCAUUGUUGUUAUUGUAAUAUUUGAAGAAUAGAUAUUAUACGUUAUUUA
Messenger RNA from Neodiprion virginianus, 3497 nucleotides. RefSeq names its product bifunctional 3'-phosphoadenosine 5'-phosphosulfate synthase (gene Papss). The record is from RefSeq and is a predicted model, not a curated record. Bases 939 to 2825 code for a protein of 628 amino acids. Gene Ontology annotation, molecular function: ATP binding; sulfate adenylyltransferase (ATP) activity; adenylylsulfate kinase activity. The transcript has 6 exons. Gene Ontology annotation, biological process: sulfate assimilation; 3'-phosphoadenosine 5'-phosphosulfate biosynthetic process. NCBI's taxonomy places the organism in Eukaryota, Metazoa, Arthropoda, Insecta, Hymenoptera, Diprionidae.